CUUGAGCCAAACAUUAAGAGCAAAAAUGAGCCUUUUCCCUAAAUUUAUUGACAGAAAGAACACGAAGCGCGCGAAUAUCGUCGCACCGUCUUCUGCAAGUCCGGAGUAUGUAUAUAAAACACUGACGUCGAAGCUCAAAUCAGUCGCUCAAAGCCACUUAUUAAUAUGGGCAAGCAAAAGCAACAAGUUAUUUCCCGCUUCUUUGCUCCGAAACCUAAAACCACCAGUCCAUCAACUCCACCAUCACCAUCAGCAUCGCCACCACCAACAACACCGACCCCUUCAUCACCCAAAAUUACAGCUACCGUCUCCUUCUCUCCCGCCAAACGGAAACUUCUCUCUACCCACCUUACCUCCACCCCAAAAAAACCCAAACUUUCUGACAAUGACAUUCCUACCCCGUCCUCUUCUCUCCACCAAAAGUUUCUCAACAAAUUUCUAGAACCUUCAUCCCCUGAAAUCCCACAACCACCCUCUUCAUAUCCCAGAAAGUACACCCCGUUAGAAAAGCAAGUGCUGGACCUGAAAACUAAGUACCCCGAUGUUCUUCUGAUGAUAGAAGUUGGUUACAAGUACAGGUUUUUCGGGGAGGACGCCGAAAUUGCGGGUAGAGUGUUAGGAAUUUAUGCUCAUAAAGAUCACAAUUUCAUGACAGCUAGUAUACCAACUUUUCGAUUAAAUGUCCAUGUGAGAAGACUGGUUAGUGCUGGGUAUAAAGUUGGGGUUGUUAAGCAGACUGAGACUGCUGCAAUUAAAGCACACGGGGAUAAUAAAGCGGGCCCUUUUUGUAGAGGGUUAUCGGCAUUGUAUACAAAGGCCACAUUGGAGGCUGCAGAGGAUGUUGGUGGUAGAGAAGAGGGGUGUUGUGGUGAGAGCAAUUAUUUGUGUUGUGUUGUUGAUAAGAGCAUUGAGAAUGGUGUUGACAGUGGGUUUGAUACGAGGAUUGGGUUUGUAGCUGUUGAGAUUUCAACUGGUGAUGUUGUUUAUGGUGAGUUUAAUGAUGGGUUUUUGAGAAGUGGACUUGAGGCUGUUGUUUUGAGUUUGAUGCCAGCUGAGUUGCUCCUUGGGGACCCACUUUCCAAACAAACAGAGAAGUUACUGCUGGCAUAUGCUGGACCUUCCUCAAAUGUCCGGGUGGAGCGUGCCUCAGGACAUCAUUUCAAUGAUGGUGGUGCACUUGCUGAAGUGAUUUUAUUAUAUGAGAAUAUGGGUGAACAUAAGGCAGAAGAUGAUGAAAACCAAAUGAUGGAGAGGACACAUCAGGACAUUAGUUACUUAGCUAUUGAGGGUAUCCUGAACAUGCCAGAUUUAGCUGUUCAAGCGUUGGCUUUAACCAUUUCUCAUCUAAAACAAUUUGGAUUUGAACAAAUUUUGCGUCUCGGAGCUUCAUUUCGGCCAUUAACAAGCAAUGUGGAGAUGAACCUUUCAGCGAACACGCUUCAACAAUUAGAGGUUUUGAGGAAUAACUCGAAUGGAUCUGACUCUGGCUCCUUGUUCAAUAUCAUGAAUCAUACUCUUACCAUUUCUGGCUCCAGGCUACUAAGACACUGGGUGACUCACCCUUUAUGUGAUAGAAACAUGAUAUCUGCUCGUCUUGAUGCUGUUUCUGAGAUUGCAGAAUCCAUGGGAUCAUAUAAAGCUUUGCAAAACACUGGUGACUUUGAUGAAGAGGAUUCUGAUGUUGCAAUUAUACAGCCAGACUUCUAUCAUUUGCUAUCUACUGUUUUGGAAAUGCUGGGACGAUCACCUGAUAUUCAACGUGGAAUAACAAGAAUUUUCCAUCGGACUGCCACUGCGUCUGAGUUCAUUGCAGUUAUUCAAGCUAUACUAAUUGCUGGAAAACAACUCCGGCGACUUCAAAUUGAAGAAGAGCAGAACAAUAAGAGAGUCCAAGCAAAGACUGUGCGUUCAGUUCUUUUAAAAAAGUUGAUUUUGACUGUGUCAUCGUCUAGUGUAGUUGGUCAUGCUGCAAAACUUUUGUCUACCCUCAAUAAAGAAGCAGCUGAACAUGGGGAUUUAACUAACUUAAUUGUCAUUUCAAAUGGUCAAUUUCCAGAGGUAGCAAGCUCCAACAAAGCAGUUCAUUUAGCAAAGGAAAAAUUGGAUUCUUUAAUUAAUUUGUACCGGAAGCAGCUUAAGAUGCGCAGUUUGGAAUUCAUGAGUGUGUCUGGAACCACUCAUUUGAUAGAGUUGCCUGCAGAUGUCAAAGUACCAUUGAACUGGGUGAAGAUUAACAGUACUAAGAAGAUGAUCCGCUAUCACCCACCUGAAGUAUUGACUGCCUUAGACCAGUUAGCAUUGGCUAAUGAGGAGCUCAUGGUUGUCUGUCGAGCUGCAUGGGAUAGCUUUCUAAGGAGUUUUGCCAAACAUUAUGCUGAAUUUCAAGCUGUUAUUCAAGCACUGGCUGCUUUGGAUUGUUUGCAUUCACUUGCCAUUCUUUCAAAAAAUAAGAAUUAUGUUCGUCCAGUGUUUGUGGAUGACAAUGAACCUGUUCAGAUACAUAUCUCCUCUGGUCGUCAUCCAGUUCUAGAGACCAUUCUACUAGACAAUUUUGUCCCAAAUGAUACAUGCUUGCAUGUAGAUGGAGAGCAUUGCCAGGUUGUUACUGGACCCAACAUGGGGGGCAAGAGUUGCUAUAUUCGUCAAGUUGCUCUGAUUGUUAUGAUGGCUCAGGUUGGUUCCUUUGUACCAGCAUCAUCAGCAAAACUGCAUGUAUUAGAUGGUAUCUACACUCGAAUGGGAGCCUCUGACAGUAUUCAGCAAGGGAGAAGUACAUUCUUAGAAGAGCUUAGUGAAACUUCUCAUAUACUCCGCAAAUGCACAGGAUAUUCCCUGGUUAUCAUCGACGAGCUAGGCAGGGGCACAAGCACACAUGAUGGUGAAGCUAUUGCUUAUGCUACAUUAUGCCAUCUUCUAGAGCAGAAAAGAUGCAUGGUUCUUUUUGUAACGCACUACCCCAAAAUUGCUAAUAUCAGAACUGGAUUCCUGAACUCUGUGGGAGCAUACCAUGUCUCAUAUUUGAUGGCAGAGAAAAAUAAUGACGCAACAGACUCAAAAUUUGAUAAUGAAGAUGUCACUUACCUUUAUAAGCUGGUGCCAGGUGUAUCAGAGAGGAGUUUCGGAUUUAAGGUUGCGCAGCUAGCACAGUUACCUACAUCAUGUAUAGAACGGGCCACUGUCAUGGCUGCAAGGUUGGAAGAGGCAAUAAGCUGCCGAAUACGAAACAGAUUGGAUAAAAGUCAGUUGCUAAAAGCACUGCAAAUUGACCAACUGCAAGAAAUACAGGAGAAAAUUCCAGAAUCUCCUGGUAACUUCCAUGAUAAGAGGAUUGAGAAUUAUGAGGAACUAAAUAAUACUUAUGAGAAAUUCUUUUUGAACUUUAAGUCUGCAUUACUUGGAGACGAUGCUAAAAGCUUCCAGUACUUGGAGAAUGCUAGAAGCAUAGCAAGGGCAUUAAUAAAAAGUUACAGGAUUCUCAAUGUCACCUUCUCAGAGCUGGAGACCUGGAUCACGUUCAACGUAAGUUGGGGGAAAUAAGCCCAUUGGUGCAAAGCAGAGUUAUCUGAGUUUGGUAAGACUGGCCAUCACAGGAAUGAAAGUGCCGAGCGAGAUGGACAAAGGGCUCUGCGCAGAUGAUUGGGUUGGUAAUGGAAGGGCAUAUGCUGAAGGUCUUGAUAGCUGGGCCGUCGGCAGCUGUCAGAUAUUCAGCAUUGUCCACUGGCAUGCUGCAACUCUCACUGAUUCAAAUAUCUUCUUAAUUGCAUACCUGAAAAUGGGGGUGAGAGUUGCCUAAUAGUGAUGCAACAAUGGCUGUGGCACACAUGAACUGGUUCAAAAUUAAUGAGCAAUUAUUUUGCCGUAAAAUUAGCUAGAUGCAGACAUCUUGGUUGCUACUGCAUUUCUCAUCUAUCUGUAGCUGCAGAUGAGAAUUGUUUAAUGCAGCUGUUUCUCGAUUUGGCAAGAGCAAUGGAGUUAAAAUGCUAAGGGACCAUACUACUGGAUUUAUUAA
This is a messenger RNA of Ricinus communis (castor bean), 4009 nucleotides long. RefSeq names its product DNA mismatch repair protein MSH3. The record is from RefSeq and is a predicted model, not a curated record. Lineage: Eukaryota; Viridiplantae; Streptophyta; Magnoliopsida; Malpighiales; Euphorbiaceae. Gene Ontology annotation, biological process: mitotic recombination; mismatch repair. Bases 166 to 3537 code for a protein of 1123 amino acids. Gene Ontology annotation, cellular component: nucleus. The transcript is spliced from 13 exons. Gene Ontology annotation, molecular function: ATP binding; mismatched DNA binding; ATP-dependent DNA damage sensor activity.